Messenger RNA from Limanda limanda (common dab), 2277 nucleotides. RefSeq names its product junctional cadherin complex regulator (gene jhy). The record is from RefSeq and is a predicted model, not a curated record. Gene Ontology annotation, biological process: axoneme assembly. The coding region runs from base 1 to 2277 and encodes 758 amino acids. The transcript has 8 exons. NCBI's taxonomy places the organism in Eukaryota, Metazoa, Chordata, Actinopteri, Pleuronectiformes, Pleuronectidae.
AUGGACAAAGGACUGUUACAGGGAAGGAUGUGUGCAGAGACAAAGACUGAGCAGAGGGGGCAAGCUGCUCCUGCCAACCAGUGGGAAUCUGGGGAGUCCAACACAGAGCGCCUGGCCCAGGAGAGAGCCUACCAACAGCAGCUACAAAUGCACAUUGGCCACCAUGAUCAAAACAAGUACGCUCUGCCUGAAAAGGAGAAUGCUGAGAGCUUACUGCAUGGAGAGGAGGAGGAUGAGGAUGACACUGAAGAUCCUCAUGUUUAUGAUAGCCUAGACGUAGCAUCCAACCUCCAUACCAAGAGGAGCCCAGCUCUCCAACAGACUGAAUAUUUGGAUACCCAGAUGGAUGAAAAAGGAGGAAGUCGGCUGCUGCCUGAUGACACCUAUUCUGACCUGCGAUAUGACCCCAGCUGGAGGACCAACUUGAAGGGAAAUGGGCUAUUCAUUGAGAGUCCACAGAAUUCUGUUGAGGGAUACCCCCAAGUCCCUGAAGAGAAACCUGCUAAUUCAUACGAUGACGCACAAGCACUGGGGAAAAAAGGAGGAUACAGAUGCAUUGUUGACACAAGUCCACCUGUUGUGACUCCACAUAAAGCUGGCAAUAAGUCAGACCAGCCGUAUCGCCUACACCCAGAAGAUGGUUUUACAAGCACUGCAGCAUCUCACCAAGGUCAUCAGCACGCUUGUCAGAGUAGGUCACCAGAAGCUCACCUUUCCGAAGCUUCCACUAAAAAGGAAAAUGUCAGCAGUUUGCAGAGAGGAAUCAGAGAGAACUAUGAGAGAAGCUUUGACAGUGAACAUUUUAUUGGGUCUCCUAAUAUGAGCGAGGACCUACAUGGAACAGAAUUUAGGAUGCAUUACCAACAAUCGAGAUUUACACAAGAAGGACCCAUCCAGAAAAUGAGCACCUCUGCAUUGCCAAACCCAAAUGUUUCAUCAAACAACAAGCUACAAAGCCUGGUGGAGGACAAAGUGAAACUUAACAAAAUAACCCUUGGGUGCAGCAGAUAUAAAAAUGGCUCUUAUGUGAGGGUGCAUGCACGCAAACAGAUGCCCAAUGUGAAUGAUGUGCAGGAAACUCUUAAGAAGCUAGCUCCAGCAGAGAAUCAGCAGGACAGCUCGGACCCUGAGUUGAGGUUGCUCCAAAAAACACAACAGUUGCGGGUCACCCAGAUCAGCAAGGGGAAGAAAGGCCAGUGUAAAGAGUACCCCAACCCCUCUCGACGGCAGCCCCCAGCUGUGGCGGUCAAAGCUGAGCCGGGAGAUUGUUUGAGUGUCCCAUUAGCUCAAGCAGCUGCUGUAACUCAGCCUGAACCUCAGAAGACGACUUCCUCACAGCCUUUGCCCCAGACCAUCCACCUCAACAUCAAGCUCAACACGUCAUCCCAUCUUCUUUCAUUACUUCAGCAGAGGGAUGGCCAGGAUGAUAUCAUCAACCUAGCUUCUCUGCAUGGUCAUCCUCACUGGAGCUCCAAGUCUGAACUUCAACUUGCCUUGUCCACAGGAUACCAACAAAAAAACUUCUAUUCUAGAAAGUCCUUUUUGUCUCGGGAAGUGCUGAAUACACAACUUCUCCACCGUAACCUGGAGAGUAGUCCUGAACAAUGGCAAAGGACAAGGGCAUCACAGUUGCCGUUAUCCUGUGAAAAAGAGGAGCAGACUCGAAGCCCCCUCAGGACUCCUACUACUGCCUCGUCACAGGGCACUGGCUCUUACACAGUUCUUCCAGCUAUAGGAAAGCCCCUGACAGCAGAAGAGCUGAGCCCUUGUCAGAGUGAGAACACAGCCUUCCACAUCCAUAGCAGUAACUCUGACAGCUACCUGGUUCAGAUGGAGAAACAGAAGCAGCUGAGAGCGAGAGUUAAUUGCAAGGCAUACAAGCAGAUGAGGACAGACAUAAAUCAUCGAGGCCUGUGUCCUGAUUACGCUGCCAUUGAAAAGACAAAAAUGAAACGGCAGAAGCUGUAUUCAAAUGUGAUCCGCGAACAGAACAAAAAAAUUAGCAGGAUUCCCUUUCUACCAGCCAAGGACCCGGAAGGCAGCGACAACAAAGUUCCCAGGAUAAAGGCCUUAGAAUAUGCCAAGACAAUAGCCAAACCCCCUGUAAAGUCUCAACCAAAACAGAGACAGAAGUUCAAGACUGAAGACUUCACAGAGCUCGCUCCUCAAUGGCAAGGCUCAGAUGUAUCCCUGCUGACCAAACUGGACCUCCUAAGAAAACGGCAUGAGGAAGAAAAGCUGGCUGUGGCACCCUUCAGAAAAGGGCAUGCUGUCUGA